AACCUGCCUGCGCAUCAUCACAUCACACCACUCUGCUGUUGCAGUGUCCGUUGGAGCUGUUGUCCGUGACCUCAUCGUGAUGUGAUCUUUUUCACCCCAUCAUCACAGUGAAUCCUCAUAUCAGAUGGACUCCAUUAAAUUAUCUGUGUAAUUUAGUUGUGCAACAGUUCCAGGAUUACGUGUCAGUUUAUCUCCACCGUGUUUGCAGCCUGCUCGGGUCGUCCAGCCAUGGCACAGCCGGACAGUGCUGCCAAGAAGAGCGCCGGCGUUUCUCACUUUCUGGUGGGGUCUGUGUCGGAGGAGAACUCUGAGGAUGAAAUCCAGGGAAAGGCGGAUGUUCAGCUGGAGGAGAAAGAGCCUCGCUCCCUGUCGCCGUCCUCUGGGAGCUCCGACAGCACUUAUGAGAUGGGGUUUGAAAACAUUGAAGGCCCCACGCACAAUCUCAGACCAAGUAUGUCUGGACUACAUUUGAUGAAACAAGGCCGAGAUCGCAGGAGGAUCGAUCUCCAAAGAGACUUCACGGUCGCAUCUCCGGCUGAGUUUGUCACCCGCUUUGGCGGUAACAAGGUCAUCGAAAAGGUGCUCAUCGCCAACAAUGGCAUUGCAGCUGUGAAAUGCAUGCGCUCCAUCAGACGGUGGGCCUAUGAGAUGUUUCGCAAUGAAAGGGCGAUUCGUUUUGUUGUCAUGGUGACCCCAGAAGACCUGAAAGCCAAUGCAGAAUACAUCAAAAUGGCAGAUCAUUAUGUACCCGUGCCAGGAGGCACCAAUAACAACAACUAUGCCAAUGUUGAACUUAUUCUGGACAUUGCUAAACGCAUACCUGUGCAGGCAGUGUGGGCAGGAUGGGGCCAUGCCUCUGAGAACCCCAAACUCCCAGAACUCCUUCAUAAGCACGGCAUUGCUUUCAUGGGUCCUCCAAGUCAGGCUAUGUGGGCUCUUGGAGACAAGAUUGCUUCUUCUAUUGUGGCUCAGACAGCUGGUAUUCCAACUCUCCCCUGGAGUGGAUCAGGUUUGAUAGUUGAGUGGACAGAGAACAACCAGAAGAAGAAAGUCAUCAAUGUUCCUCCUGACUUGUAUGAGCUGGGCUGCACCCAGGACGUGGAGAGUGGUCUCAAAGCUGCAGAGAAGAUAGGUUUCCCAGUGAUGGUGAAAGCUUCAGAAGGUGGAGGAGGUAAAGGGAUUCGGAAAGUCAACACAGCUGAAGACUUCCCUAACCUCUUUAGACAGGUCCAGGCAGAGGUUCCAGGAUCUCCCAUUUUUGUCAUGCAGCUGGCCAAGCACGCCCGCCACUUGGAAGUUCAGAUUUUGGCUGAUCAGUAUGGAAACGCCAUUUCCCUCUUUGGCAGAGACUGUUCUGUGCAGCGACGUCAUCAGAAGAUCAUCGAGGAGGCUCCUGCUACCAUAGCCACUUCAGAUGUGUUUGAAGACAUGGAAAAGUGUGCAGUAAGACUGGCAAAGAUGGUCGGAUAUGUCAGUGCAGGUACCGUGGAGUAUCUUUACAGCCAGGACGGCAGUUUUUACUUCCUGGAGCUCAACCCCCGUCUUCAGGUGGAACACCCCUGUACUGAGAUGGUGGCUGAUGUCAACCUGCCAACUGCUCAGUUGCAGAUUGCUAUGGGAAUCCCUCUUCAUCGGAUCAAAGACAUCAGGGUGCUUUAUGGGCUCCAGCCCUGGGGAGACUGUCCUAUUGACUUUGAGGGCCUGUCCAAUACCCCCAGCCCACGAGGCCAUGUUAUUGCUGCACGCAUCACCAGUGAAAACCCUGAUGAGGGGUUCAAGCCAAGCUCUGGAACAGUGCAGGAGCUGAACUUUCGCAGCAACAAAAACGUGUGGGGCUACUUUAGCGUUGCAGCAGCUGGAGGGCUACAUGAGUUCGCAGACUCUCAGUUUGGACACUGCUUUUCUUGGGGGGAGAACCGUGAAGAGGCUAUCUCAAACAUGGUGGUGGCUCUGAAGGAGCUGUCUAUAAGAGGAGACUUCAGAACCACAGUGGAAUACCUCAUCAAGCUGCUAGAGACUGAAAGCUUUCAGCAUAACAGUAUUGACACAGGAUGGCUGGACAGACUCAUUUCAGAGAAGAUGCAGGCGGAGCGCCCCGAUACCAUGCUGGGAAUUGUGAGUGGUGCUCUGCAUGUGGCGGAUGUCAGUCUGAGAAACAGUGUGUCCAACUUCCUGCAUUCCCUGGAAAGGGGUCAGGUUCUACCCGCGCACACACUACUCAACACUGUGGAUGUGGAGUUGAUUUAUGAAGGCACCAAGUACGUCCUGACAGUCACUCGUCAGUCUCCCAACUCGUACGUGGUCAUCAUGAACAAAUCUUUGGCGGAGGUUGAUGUCCAUCGGCUCAGUGAUGGAGGACUCUUGUUGUCUUAUGAUGGAAGCAGCUACACUACAUACAUGAAGGAAGAAGUGGACAGGUACCGGAUCACAAUUGGGAACAAGACUUGUGUUUUUGAGAAGGAGAACGAUCCCUCCCUGCUACGAUCUCCUUCAGCAGGAAAGAUCAUUCAGUACACAGUGGAGGAUGGUGGCCAUUUGUUUGCUGGCCAGUGUUAUGCUGAAAUAGAGGUCAUGAAGAUGGUCAUGACCCUCACUACAUCCGAGUCCGGAUGCAUUCACUACGUGAAGCGAGCUGGAGCAGCGUUGGAGCCUGGCUGCAUCAUUGCCAAACUGCAACUGGAUGACCCGAGCAGAGUGCAGCAGGCCGAGCUGUACACUGGGACACUACCUUCCAUCCAGGCUGUGGCUCUUAGAGGGGAGAAGCUUCACAGGGUCUUUCACAGCACACUGGAUCACCUCGUUCAUGUGAUGAAUGGCUACUGCCUUCCAGAGCCUUUCUUUGGUGUUAAAUUGAAAGAGUGGGUGGAGCGGCUCAUGAAAACCAUGCGGGAUCCAUCUUUGCCACUGUUGGAGCUUCAAGACAUCAUGACGAGCGUCUCGGGCCGGAUCCCCCCUGCUGUGGAGAAGGCCAUCAAGAAGGAGAUGGCUCAGUAUGCCAGCAACAUCACCUCUGUGCUCUGCCAGUUCCCCAGCCAGCAGAUUGCAAACAUCUUGGACAGCCAUGCUGCUACACUCAACAAGAAGUCAGAGAGAGAAGUGUUCUUCAUGAACACACAAAGCAUUGUUCAGCUGGUGCAGAAGUACCGCAGUGGCAUUCGGGGUCACAUGAAAGCUGUGGUGAUGGACUUACUGAGGCAAUAUCUGAAAGUUGAGAUACAGUUCCAGAAUGGACAUUAUGACAAAUGUGUGUUUGCAUUGCGUGAGGAAAACAAAGGAGACAUGGCCAAUGUCCUCAACUACAUCUUCUCCCAUGCUCAAGUCACCAAAAAAAACCUGCUGGUUACCAUGCUGAUUGACCAGCUCUGUGGCCGUGAUCCCACCCUGACGGAUGAACUGAUGACCAUUUUGACUGAACUCACCCAACUAAGCAAAACAACUAACGCUAAAGUAGCAUUGCGGGCUCGCCAGGUGCUUAUAGCUUCCCACCUUCCAUCCUAUGAGCUGCGACACAAUCAGGUGGAGUCCAUUUUCCUCUCUGCCAUUGACAUGUACGGGCACCAGUUCUGCAUUGAGAACCUGCAGAAACUCAUCCUUUCAGAGACAUCCAUCUUCGAUGUUCUACCCAACUUCUUCUAUCACAGUAAUCAGGUAGUAAGGAUGGCUGCCCUCGAGGUGUACGUUCGCAGAGCAUACAUCGCCUACGAGCUCAACAGCGUUCAGCAUCGACAGCUGAAGGACAACACGUGUGUGGUGGAGUUUCAGUUCAUGCUUCCAACCUCUCAUCCCAACAGAGGGAACAUCCCCACUCUAAACAGGAAAAUGUCCGCUCCAGUCCCGGGCAGAAAAAAAGCCAAGGACACUAGAUUGCCGAAAACAAAACCGCUGGACCUAAUAGCACAGGAUAGUGAGUCUCAGGAUGGUAAUACGGAGAAGAAUAAUACCUCAGAUUUGGAAUCUACAGACAGGAUGUCUUUUUCAUCGAAUCUGAACCACUAUGGCAUGGUUCAUGUGGCCAGCGUGAGUGACGUCCUGCUUGACACGUCUUUCACACCGCCUUGUCAGCGCAUGGGAGCCAUGGUGUCAUUCCGCUCCUUCCAGGAGUUCAUCCGAAACAUAACGGAUGUGUUGAGCUGCUUCUCUGAAACUCCUCCUCCAAGUCCAACUUUCCCAGAUGGAGGCAAUCCCGUCCUGUAUGGCGAAGACGACAACAAGAGUGUCCAGGAUGAGCCCAUCCACAUCCUCAAUGUGGCCAUAAAGACGGACUCAGACAUGGACGAUGAUGGGCUGGCAGCCAUGUUUCGAGAGUUCACACAGUCGAAGAAAUCUGUGCUGUUUGAACAUGGCAUUCGAAGGCUGACUUUCCUUGUUGCUCAAAAGGAUUUCAGGAAACAAAUCAACUGUGAGGUGGACCAAAGGUUUCAUAGAGAAUUUCCAAAAUUCUUCACAUUUCGUGCAAGAGACAAGUUUGAGGAGGACAGGAUCUAUCGACACCUGGAGCCGGCAUUAGCUUUCCAGCUGGAGCUCAACCGCAUGCGCAAUUUUGCCCUAACGGCUAUCCCAUGUGCCAAUCACAAGAUGCAUCUGUACCUGGGUGCAGCCCGCGUGGAGGUGGGCACAGAGGUUACAGAUUAUCGCUUCUUUGUUCGAGCCAUUAUUCGCCACUCUGAUCUGGUUACGAAGGAGGCAUCCUUUGAAUACUUACACAAUGAAGCAGAGCGCCUCCUGCUGGAAGCCAUGGAUGAACUGGAAGUGGCUUUCAACAACACAACAGUACGAACUGACUGCAACCACAUCUUCCUUAACUUUGUCCCUACAGUCAUCAUGGACCCGUCAAAGAUAGAGGAGUCUGUGCGCUCCAUGGUCAUGCGUUACGGCAGCCGUUUGUGGAAGCUGCGCGUCCUGCAGGCUGAACUGAAAAUUAACAUCCGCCUGACUCCGACAGGAAAACAAAUUCCCAUCCGCUUGUUUCUAACCAAUGAAUCCGGCUACUACCUGGACAUCAGCUUGUACAAGGAGGUCACCGAUUCCCGAACGGGACAGGUGGGGCCCAAAGACCGACAGAUAAUGUUCCAGGCAUAUGGAGACAAGCAAGGCCCCUUGCAUGGCAUGCUCAUCAAUACGCCGUACGUCACCAAGGACCUGUUACAGUCCAAACGCUUCCAGGCACAAUCUCUGGGGACCACCUAUGUGUAUGACUUUCCAGAGAUGUUCAGACAGGCUCUGAAAAAGAUUUGGCACUCUAGUGAGGCUUACGCUGACCUGCCCAAAAGUCCUCCUCCCUCAGAGCUUCUCACCUUCACUGAACUGGUUCUGGAUGCUCAGGACCAGAUGGUGCAGAUGAACCGACUGCCAGGCGGAAAUGAGAUUGGAAUGGUGGCGUGGAGGAUGACCCUGCGAACUCCCGAGUACCCGGCUGGACGGGAGAUCAUAGUCAUAAGCAAUGACAUCACACACAAGAUAGGCUCAUUCGGACCGCAGGAAGACAUGCUGUUCCUGCGGGCGUCGGAGAUGGCCCGGGAGAGUAGCAUCCCACGCAUUUACAUCGCAGCCAACAGCGGUGCCCGCAUCGGCCUGGCGGAGGAGAUCAGACACAUGUUCCACGUGGCCUGGCAGGAUCCGUCCGACCCCUACAAGGGUUUCAACUAUCUCUACCUCACACCUCAGGACUUCAAGAAGGUCUCUGCUCUUAACUCCGUUCAUUGUGAACACAUAGAAGAUGAGGGAGAAUCCAGGUACAAGAUUACUGACAUUAUUGGAAAGGAGGAAGGUCUGGGUGUGGAGAAUCUGAGGGGAUCUGGGAUGAUUGCUGGAGAAUCUUCUCUGGCUUAUGAGGAGAUCAUCACAAUGAAUCUGGUAACAUGUCGAGCCAUAGGCAUCGGGGCGUACUUAGUGCGACUCGGACAGAGAACCAUCCAAGUGGAGAACUCUCACAUUAUCCUGACCGGAGCUGGAGCCCUCAACAAGGUGCUGGGCAGAGAAGUUUACACGUCCAACAACCAGCUGGGUGGAGUUCAGAUUAUGCACAACAACGGCGUGACCCACUGCACCGUUUGUGACGACUUUGAGGGAGUCUUUACUUUGCUGCAGUGGUUGUCCUACAUGCCCAAGUGUAAAUCCAGUCCAGUGCCAAUCCUGUCUGCAAAGGAUCCCAUAGAUCGGCCCAUAGAGUUUGUUCCUACCAAGACUCCUUAUGAUCCUCGUUGGAUGUUGGCUGGACGUCCCAGUCAGACUCCGAAGGGGUCCUGGCAGAGCGGUUUCUUCGACCAUGGUUCCUUCAUGGAGAUCAUGCAGCCAUGGGCCCAGAGUGUGGUGGUGGGCAGAGCCAGGCUUGGUGGAAUACCUACUGGAGUGGUUGCCGUGGAAACCAGGUCAGUGGAGCUGUCCAUCCCAGCUGACCCAGCUAAUUUAGACUCGGAGGCAAAGCUCAUCCAGCAAGCAGGACAAGUGUGGUUCCCAGACUCUGCUUUCAAAACGGCCCAGGCCAUUAAGGACCUGAACAGGGAGGGCUUGCCUCUCAUGGUGUUUUCCAACUGGAGGGGCUUUUCUGGAGGGAUGAAAGAUAUGUAUGACCAGGUGCUGAAGUUUGGAGCCUAUAUUGUUGACGGUCUACGGGAGUACAAGCAGCCAGUUCUGGUUUACAUCCCCCCGCAGGCCGAGCUGAGAGGAGGCUCUUGGGUGGUUAUAGAUCCCACCAUCAACCCCCGACACAUGGAGAUGUACGCUGACAAAGACAGCCGAGGUGGAGUGUUGGAGCCUGAGGGAACGGUGGAGAUUAAGUUCAGGAGGAAAGACUUGGUGAAAACCAUGAGAAGAGUGGAUCCAGUCUACAUGAGCCUGGCCGAAAGAUUGGGAACCCCAGAGCUGAGCCCCCCUGACCGUAAGGAACUGGAGACCAAGCUAAAGGAGCGCGAGGAGUUCCUGCUGCCCAUCUACCAUCAAGUGGCCGUGCAGUUUGCAGACCUUCACGACACCCCGGGUCGCAUGCAAGAGAAGGGCGUCAUCACGGAUAUCUUGGAAUGGCAGACCUCCCGUCAGUUCUUUUACUGGCGUCUGCGGCGUCUGCUGCUGGAAGACACGGUAAAGAAGAAAAUACAAGCCGCCAACAGCGAGCUGACAGACGGACAGAUCCAGGCGAUGCUGCGCCGCUGGUUUGUAGAGGCGGAGGGGACUGUUAAGGCAUAUUUGUGGGACAACAAUGAAGAGGUGGUGGGAUGGCUGGAGAAGCAACUAGCAGAAGAGGAAGGGGCAAGAUCCAUCAUUGAUGAGAACAUCAAGUACAUCCGCAGAGAUCACAUCCUAAAGCAGAUUCGCAGCCUUGUUCAAGCCAAUCCUGAAGUUGCAAUGGAUUCCAUCGUGCACAUGACUCAGCACAUCUCCCCCACACAGAGAGCGGAGGUGGUGCGCAUUCUGUCCACUAUGGAGACGUCGUCCUCGUCUUAGUCGUCGGCCGGCUCUGCGCCUCAGUCGGAUGUGUGCGCCGAGCAGACAGGGGAGGAGCCAACGUGAUGGCGCUUGGUAGCUGCCAGGUUACUGAUGAGUCGUUGGCAGUGAUUCUCACUGAAAGUUGAAUAAUAUUAGUCAGAACCUUUUGUCUAACAAGCUGUUCACUUUAGCGCUCAUUUUUUUAAAGUGCCAUUUUUUGUCAAUGUAGAAAAAUCGGCAGAGAGAUAUUUAAAUAAUAAGUUUAGAGUUUACUCUGGUUUGUGAAAAGGGCGUUUAUGCUUCUAUGAUGAUCAAUAGUUUCUACAUAUUUGAGGAGAAGUGUUUACAAACUUUACAAACUUCCCAUGUUCCUGAAAAACUGCACUUUAGUGAGUGACAAUUAAAAGUGUUUUGAUGAUAUUUUGCUUGGGGAGUUAGCCAGCGGAGGGUUUUUUUGUUGUUGUUUUUUUUUUUUUUUUGAAUCACUUGGUUACUGAACAAAGACGGAGACUGCUAUGACAGAUUUGGACAGGAAAGCUCAGCAGGGAGCAGGGACGGGGCCCCUUUUUCAACCCCGGCUGUUUCACAGUUACCCUGCAGUGUGGAGAGGGCAGCCCGCCUCACGACAAAACGCACAGCUGCCCCUUCUGUUCUCAGCCACACAUGCUGCUUCACAGGCACUUUAGUGCUUUCUGUUCCCCUGGAACCUGACAACACACUGACCAAACUAAAUAGACACUGGUCAUGUAUUUUUGUGGAGCUUUGGUUAUUAAACCAAAGAAUCCAAGGUCCAAUAGCAAAGUCUUAUGCCUCUCUUGACGUUUGUUACAUGUGUCACUUUCUUUUUAAUCCAUUGAAACUUUUCUACUUAAAAAUUGUCUAUUAAUAUGAAUUCCUGUUGGUUUAAUGGAUUUUUUUUUUCUUUUUGCAUAGAUUGUCUCAAAAAAGGGUGAAUAGAUAUUUAUAGCUUAACAAUAGAUGACUUUGGACUUUUAGAUGAUUGUGUCAUUCACUUUGCAACAACUCUUCCAGCUUCUGGGUCAAAGCUGCCCCCCGUCUGUGUCCAAACUGACACGCCGGCUAGUUGCUUUAUAAGUAAUUGGUCAUUUCCUUCGUGAAGCGGUGAGCUCUAAACGUGUCUGCAAAUGUAAUAAAAGCUUCCCCACCAGCACCA
Messenger RNA from Oryzias latipes (Japanese medaka), 8596 nucleotides. It is a transcript of the gene acaca, whose product is annotated as acetyl-CoA carboxylase alpha. Gene Ontology annotation, molecular function: ATP binding; metal ion binding; acetyl-CoA carboxylase activity. Lineage: Eukaryota; Metazoa; Chordata; Actinopteri; Beloniformes; Adrianichthyidae. Gene Ontology annotation, biological process: fatty acid biosynthetic process. Gene Ontology annotation, cellular component: mitochondrion. The record is from RefSeq and is a predicted model, not a curated record.